This is a messenger RNA of Scomber japonicus (chub mackerel), 776 nucleotides long. RefSeq names its product ORAI calcium release-activated calcium modulator 2 (gene orai2). Gene Ontology annotation, cellular component: membrane. The coding region runs from base 3 to 776 and encodes 257 amino acids. NCBI's taxonomy places the organism in Eukaryota, Metazoa, Chordata, Actinopteri, Scombriformes, Scombridae. Gene Ontology annotation, biological process: store-operated calcium entry. The record is from RefSeq and is a predicted model, not a curated record. The transcript is spliced from 2 exons. Gene Ontology annotation, molecular function: store-operated calcium channel activity.
CCAUGAGCAGUGAGCUGAAUGUCCCAAUGGGCUCGCCGGCUCCAGGUGUGUCGGAGCGGCCUCCAGACGGCGGGGGGAUGGACUACAGGGACUGGGUGCGACGUAGUUACCUGGAACUGGUCAGCUCCAACCACCACUCGGUGCAGGCGCUGUCCUGGAGGAAACUCUACCUGAGCCGGGCCAAGCUGAAGGCCUCCAGCCGGACCUCGGCCCUGCUGUCCGGCUUCGCUAUGGUGGCGAUGGUGGAGGUGCAGCUGGAGAUGCAGUACAACUACCCCCGCGUUCUCCUCAUCGCCUUCAGCGUUUGCACCACGGUUCUGGUGGCGGUGCACCUCUUCGCCCUGCUGAUCAGCACCUGCAUCCUUCCCAACGUGGAAGCCGUCAGCAACAUCCACAACCUCAACUCCGUCAGCGAGUCGCCCCACGAGCGAAUGCACCACUACAUCGAGCUGGCGUGGGGCUUCUCCACCGCUUUGGGCAUCCUGCUCUUCUUAGCCGAGGUGGUUCUCCUCUGCUGGAUCAAGUUCCUGCCGGUAGACGCCAAAAAAACGGAUCCUCCCGCCACGCCGCCGCCGCCGCAGAACAGCGGCUGGCAGGCGGCGCUGGCCUCCACCAUCAUCAUGGUGCCGGUCGGAGUGAUCUUCGUGGUGUUCACCAUUCACUUCUACCGCUCUCUGGUGCGCCACAAGACGGAGCGCCACCACCAGGAGAUCGAGGAACUGCACAAGAUUAAAGUGCAGCUGGACGGACACGAGAGAGGCCUCCAGUCUGUGUGA